This is a messenger RNA of Aureobasidium namibiae CBS 147.97, 1203 nucleotides long. RefSeq names its product MOSC-domain-containing protein. Gene Ontology annotation, molecular function: pyridoxal phosphate binding; molybdenum ion binding; catalytic activity. Lineage: Eukaryota; Fungi; Ascomycota; Dothideomycetes; Dothideales; Saccotheciaceae. The annotation marks the transcript as partial. The record is from RefSeq and is a predicted model, not a curated record. The transcript is spliced from 3 exons.
GGAUGUCGUCGUUUCGGUCUCGUCGGCAAAAGUAAUAUGACCGAUCAAUAUUCACCCGAACACAACGGCGAGAACCUGGACUCUUCCGCUGCAUGCAAGAUCAAGGCUUUGUUCAUCUACCCCGUCAAGUCCUGCAAGCCUGUGGAAAUCGAACACAACGAUGUCAUCCUCACUGGUCUACGCUACGAUCGUCAGUUCUGCUUUGCCCAACUCAAGACAGAAGAGGUGGAGAAGGAGGAAGGCGACCUUGGCGUCAACACUGAAUGGACUCACAACUGGAAGUUCAUCACUCAGCGCAACGUACCUCGAUUGAGUCAAGUGGAUGUCCAGGUCUGGGUCCCGGAUCCGUCAUCCCCUUCAUACUCUCCAGAUGCCGAAUGGGUCAAGUCCAAGGGUUGUCUCGCGUGCUCGUUUGCCUUCACUCCGGAAUGGUCAUGGAAUCUUGACGGCCUGAAAACCGCAUUCUCGCUUCUCAAAACUAAGCUUGCUCAGCGCGAUUUCAGAGCCGAACCACGCCUCGCCUUCAAGCUUCCCAUCGCCCCUGACGAGAAGAGAUCAAGCAAGUACAACCGGGAAGUCAUGAAGAUCUGGAAGUGUUCGCCAAUGGCCAUCAACGUCACGUCAGAGAUACCCCCAGAUACACUGGCAAAGCUGAAGUACUUCCUUGGUGUCUCCAAUCCUCUUGCUCUGUUCAUGGCAGACCCCCUCAACCAUCGCCAAGUGUUCAGAAAUGCACCUUCGGCAGAAGAGGCUGGCUACCAACCCGGCGUAGGCUUUGCUGAUGCUUACCCGCUAUCCAUCAUGGGCAUUCCAUCUGUACAAAAAGUAUCCAAGACAGUGAAGAACCUAACAACACCUCAUCUCAAUGCGCUCCGCUUCCGCGCAAACAUAUACUUAACCGGCUGUCCACCCUUCGCCGAAGACGGCUGGAAAGUCAUCCGCUCGGGAAACCUCGACUACCACGUCAGUUGCCGCACCACACGCUGCGACCUGCCCAACGUCGACCCUGAGACCGGCAUCAAAGACCGGGCUGAGCCCUACAAGUCUCUGAAACAAUCAAGAGGGUUUGUGGAUAAAGGUGCUGGUGCUCAUCCAGUGCUGGGCAUGCAAAUGGUACCUUUACUCAAGGAUGCCAGGGGUAGUGAGCAGAUCAGAGUGGGUGAGGAGAUGGAGGUUGUCAAGACGGGAGAGCACUUUUACAUC